This is a messenger RNA of Hirundo rustica (Barn swallow), 2662 nucleotides long. It is a transcript of the gene GMCL1, whose product is annotated as germ cell-less 1, spermatogenesis associated. Lineage: Eukaryota; Metazoa; Chordata; Aves; Passeriformes; Hirundinidae. The transcript has 14 exons. The record is from RefSeq and is a predicted model, not a curated record. Gene Ontology annotation, biological process: germ cell development. The coding region runs from base 1 to 1500 and encodes 499 amino acids. Gene Ontology annotation, molecular function: protein binding.
AUGGGCUCGCUGGGCAGCCGCGUAUUGCGGCGGAAGGCCGGGCUGCCGCGGGGCGAGGCGGCGGCCGCGGGCAAGGGCGGCAAGAGGAAGCGCAGCGGAGCCGAGGGAACCGGCGACAGCGACAGCGACGGCGAGGCCGAGCGGGAGGAGCGGCUGCUGCACCUCCGGGGCCGCAGGAAAAAAUUGAAAAGCACGUCGAAAUAUAUUUAUCAGACACUGUUUUUGAAUGGGGAGAACAGUGAUAUCAAAAUUUGUGCUUUGGGAGAGGAGUGGAACUUGCACAAAAUUUAUUUGUGUCAGUCAGGCUACUUUUCCAGUAUGUUCAGUGGUUCUUGGAAAGAAUCCAGCAUGAAUGUCAUAGAGCUGGAGAUUCCUGAUCAAAAUAUUGAUGUAGAAGCCCUGCAGGUGGCUUUUGGCUCUCUCUACAGAGACGACGUGCUGAUCAACCCCAGCCGCGUGGUCGCCCUGCUGGCAGCAGCCUGCAUGCUGCAGCUCGAUGGCUUAAUCCAGCAGUGUGGUGAAACAAUGAAGGAAACCAUCACUGCCCAAACUGUGUGUGGAUAUUAUAAUUCUGCAGGGAUGUAUGGGCUGGACUCUGUGAAGAAAAAGUGCCUUGAGUGGCUCUUGAACAAUCUGAUGACUCACCAGAGUGUUGGACUCUUCAAGGAGCUCAGCAUAAACCUCAUGAAGCAGCUGAUCAGCUCCUCCAACCUGUUUGUGCUGCAGGUGGAAAUGGACGUGUACACUGCUCUCAAAAAGUGGAUGUUCCUUCAGCUCGUGCCUUCUUGGAAUGGGUCUUUCAAGCAGGUGUUAACUGAAGCUGAUGCCUGGUUUGCUGAGCGCAGGAGAGAGUUUGGGGGUGAUGUUUCCUUCCUGGAGUCAGCGCAGGGGAACGCAUUCCUGCCUGUGUUUGCCCACCUGAGGCUGCAGUACAUCAUCAGUGACCUGGCCUCAGCCAGAAUCGUGGAGAGAGAUGCCCUGCUGCCCUCAGAAUGGCUGUCCUCUGUUUACAAACAGCAGUGGUUUGCCAUGCUCAGAGCAGAACAAGACAAUGAUAUUGGGCCUCAAGAAAUCAAUAAAGAGGAACUGGAAGGAAAUAGCAUGAGGUGUGGUCGCAAACUGGCCAAGGACGGUGAUUACUGCUGGCGCUGGACUGGCUUCAACUUUGGCCUGGACCUGCUGGUGACCUACACCAACCGUUACAUCAUCUUCAAGCGCAACACGCUGAACCAGCCGUGCAGCGGCUCCGUCAGCCUGCAGCCGCGCCGCAGCAUCGCCUUCAGGUUACGCUUGGCCUCGUUCGAUGGCAGUGGGAAGAUGAUUUGCAGCAGGACAACGGGCUAUCAGAUCCUGACACUGGAGAAGGACCAGGAGCAGAUUGUGAUGAAUUUGGACAGCAGACUCCUGAUGUUCCCCCUCUACAUCUGCUGCAACUUCCUGUACACAUCACCAGAGAAGAGGGCAGACAGCGAGGCCCAGCUGGAUCAUUUGGAAGCCUGAGAGCUCCCUGGGGUGUGUGGCAGCACCUCUCCCACCUGGAUGCUGCUCCAAAGCUCAGACAGGCCGGCCUUACACUGUAGCAACAGCCCUGGCCUUAGUGCUCUCCUAUGCAGCUCUGAAAAGAUCAAACAUUAGGUAGGCCAAAACCAGUUACCCUUUUUAAUUUUUUUUAAUUUUAUUUCUGUUCUGCAUCAUCAGGCCGUAGCCGUUCCGUAUUUGAGAAGUGUUAACACUUGGGCUUUUCUGGGUGAAAACUGAGCCAAAUUGGAAAUAGGGAGUUUGUGUGGAUCACAACUUAGGAAAUGACCUGUUGGACUCUGAGCAUACAUUGUAGGUUGUGUGGGUUUUGGUUGUACUAUUUGUUGGGUUUUAAAAUAACUGAUCUGUAAAUACCAGAUCCAUAUUUUGCUUUUUUUCCUGGUCCUUUUCCAUUAGGGCCAAAUAAUCUCAGUAAAUUAGACGGCCCCGGAUUUAAGCCUUUUAAAUCCUGCUGGAUUUAAGCCUUUUUUGCAGCUCAUACACACACAUUUCAUUCUUGGUCUUGUUCUAAAACUGCAGCCAAUAAUUCUCUUGUCUUUUAGCAGGUUAAUUUACUAAUAAUGAUGUUCAUAAAUUAAUUAUUUUUUCCAUGUACAACAAACAUUCCAAUGUCUUCACCAUCACUUGAGUCUUGUCAGCAGCAUCUCUCAGCUGGAGUUCUGCUGAGUGCUGACUCCACUCACACAAACCAAAUACCAGUUUUUAAACAUUUUUUGUGGCUUGUUUUAGCUGUUACCUUGGGAAUACAUCCCAUGUUAGCUCAGGAACUUGUGGCUUUUGAGUGCCUUUUGAGUCGUAUGUGUAACACCAACUUCAGUUCAGCAAGUCACAGGAUCCAAAGGCAGAGCUGGGAACAAGAGAUUCCUCUCCACUUGAUUUGUUGGAUGAGUCGUGUCAUGGUACAUUCUGUUCAGUCUUCGUUGGGUUUUAUGUUUGUCUCUUACAAUUUUGAAUUCUUACAGAAGGAUUUUUUGAUCCAAACUGGGAAUUUUUGCCUCGUUAGCCUAUUUUUUUAAUGUCAGAAAAAUAUAAAACCAUUUGUACUCUAUAAAAAGGAUAAAUAUGUGUUGGGCAAGAUAGAAAAACAUGGCAAUGUGUCAAUAAAUGACUUCAAGUGGAAUAA